Betta splendens (Siamese fighting fish) is the source of this 1126-nucleotide messenger RNA. Its product is annotated as olfactory receptor 10G4-like. Gene Ontology annotation, biological process: G protein-coupled receptor signaling pathway. Gene Ontology annotation, molecular function: G protein-coupled receptor activity. The coding region runs from base 100 to 1014 and encodes 304 amino acids. Lineage: Eukaryota; Metazoa; Chordata; Actinopteri; Anabantiformes; Osphronemidae. The transcript is spliced from 3 exons. The record is from RefSeq and is a predicted model, not a curated record. Gene Ontology annotation, cellular component: membrane.
AGGAGUUGAGUAGAAAUUGGGCUGCGUUAGUGUUUAGUUAGUUAGUGCUGCUUUACUGAGAAGCAAAGACAUUACUGGAGGAAACUGAGGAGCUAUGUCAUGGAGUUUAACUGUAAUGUGACAACGGUGGAGGCUCGGUCCCAGAUUAACUCCACCAGCUACAACCUGGUGAAGAUGGUCAGCAUGUGUGUGAGCUGCAGCCUGCACACGCUGCUCAGCGUUCCUUUACUCGUGGUCAUCGCGCGCUCCCCAUCCCUCCUGAGACACGCUCGCUUUCUCCUCCUCACGCACAUCCUCCUGUGCGACACCCUUCAGCAGCUCAUCUGGACAAUCAAAUCAGUUCUUUUAGGAUCCAAGGAAAGCAUCCCUGUGAUCCAGUGCCUUUUGUUCUGCUCUGCUAUCCAGGCCUUCUCACUGGUGGACCUCUUUCUGAGCACAGCUCUGGCUUUAGAUCGCUUCGUGGCCGUCAAGUGGCCUCUGCGCUAUGAUUUCCUGCUGUGUCCUCAGAGGAGGAGAGCGAUCGUUGCAGCCAUAUGGACCUUAUCAGCUGCGCUCUGCGGCGGGGCUUCGGCCAUCGGCCUCCGAACCGUCCACGCCAGUUUCGCCCUGCGGCGCUGUCGGCCUCACAUCCUGGCUCCCUGCCUGUCCGGGACAUCCACGCUGAUGCUCUACUGCAUGGCGGGGACCGCUGCGGUGGUGCCUCUCUGCUUCGUCACCAUCCUGGGAUGCUUCUGGCUGCUCUGCUGGGACAUGUACUCAGGACUGCUGCUCAGCAGGAGAGCCUGUGUGACCCUGAGCCUCCAGGCUACUCAGAUGCUCCUCUUUUCGAUUCCCGUGGUCAUGGACAGCUACCUCAUCCCCGGGCACCUGCACAGCGAUUUCCUCGACAUAGCAACGACCAUCACCUACAACCUGGGAGUGUCACUUAUUCCUCUGGUCUACGGGUACCGCUCACGGGAGCUACAGCGACGGAUACGACAGGCUGCGCACUGGAGCGCAGACAGCAACACGUAGUUGUAAUCUUGAAAGCUUAACCUUUGCCUCAAUAAAAUGUCUUCUUUGAAAAAGUGGGUUUUAAGAUAUGUGUUGUGAAGUUACUGUACAACUUUGUUAAAAUAAAGACAAU